Molecule: messenger RNA, 2616 nt
Organism: Rangifer tarandus platyrhynchus (Svalbard reindeer)
Lineage: Eukaryota; Metazoa; Chordata; Mammalia; Artiodactyla; Cervidae
Source: the annotation of a GenBank genome assembly
AUGGCGGAUCCCCGCGAAGGCCCCCACGGGAGCCCCGGGGAGGCGACCGAGUUCCCCGGGGAUGAGAGCGGCCCCCCUGGCGGGGAGGCCUUCCCCCUGUCGUCACUGGCCAACCUGUUCGAGGGGGAGGACGGCUCCCCGUCGCUCUCGCCAGCUGAUGGUGGUCGCCCCGCCGGCCCAGGCGACGGGCGCCCAAACCUGCGCAUGAAGUUCCAGGGCGCCUUCCGCAAGGGGGUGCCCAACCCCAUCGACCUGCUGGAGUCCACCCUGUACGAGUCCUCGGUGGUGCCCGGGCCCAAGAAGGCGCCCAUGGACUCACUCUUUGACUACGGCACGUAUCGUCACCACCCCAGUGACAACAAGCGGUGGAGGAGGAAGGUCAUAGAGAAGCAGCCACAGAGCCCCAAAGCUCCCGCACCCCAGCCGCCUCCCAUCCUCAAAGUCUUCAACCGGCCUAUCCUCUUUGACAUCGUGUCCCGGGGCUCCACCGCUGACCUGGAUGGGCUGCUCCCCUUCUUGCUGACCCACAAGAAGCGCCUCACGGACGAGGAGUUCCGGGAGCCGUCCACCGGGAAGACCUGCCUGCCCAAGGCCCUGCUGAAUCUGAGCAACGGCCGCAACGACACCAUCCCCGUGCUUCUGGACAUCGCCGAGCGCACGGGCAACAUGCGGGAAUUCAUCAACUCGCCCUUCCGAGACAUCUACUACCGAGGCCAGACUGCCCUGCACAUCGCCAUCGAACGCCGCUGCAAACACUAUGUGGAGCUGCUGGUGGCCCAAGGAGCCGACGUCCAUGCCCAGGCACGGGGCCGCUUCUUCCAGCCCAAGGACGAGGGCGGCUACUUCUACUUCGGUGAGCUGCCCCUGUCGCUGGCCGCCUGCACCAACCAGCCCCACAUCGUCAAAUACCUGACGGAGAACCCACACAAGAAGGCGGACAUGCGGCGCCAGGACUCUCGCGGCAACACCGUGCUGCACGCGCUGGUGGCCAUCGCCGACAACACCCGCGAGAACACCAAGUUCGUCACCAAGAUGUACGACCUGCUGCUGCUCAAGUGCGCCCGCCUCUUCCCCGACAGCAACCUGGAGGCCGUGCUCAACAACGACGGCCUCUCGCCCCUCAUGAUGGCCGCCAAGACGGGCAAGAUUGGGAUCUUCCAACACAUCAUCCGUCGGGAGGUGACAGAUGAGGACACCAGGCACCUGUCACGCAAGUUCAAGGACUGGGCCUACGGGCCGGUGUACUCCUCACUGUACGACCUCUCCUCGCUGGACACGUGCGGGGAGGAGACCUCUGUGCUGGAGAUCCUGGUGUACAACAGCAAGAUCGAGAACCGCCACGAGAUGCUGGCCGUGGAGCCCAUCAACGAACUACUGCGGGACAAGUGGCGGAAGUUCGGGGCCGUCUCCUUCUACAUCAACGUGGUCUCCUAUCUGUGCGCCAUGAUCAUCUUUACCCUCACUGCCUACUAUCAGCCUCUGGAGGGCACUCCGCCAUACCCUUACCGCACCACGGUGGACUACCUGAGGCUGGCCGGCGAGAUCAUCACGCUCUUCACUGGGAUCCUGUUCUUUUUCACCAACAUCAAAGACUUGUUCAUGAAGAAAUGCCCUGGAGUGAACUCUCUCUUCAUCGACGGCUCCUUCCAGCUGCUCUACUUCAUCUACUCCGUGCUGGUGAUUGUCUCAGCGGCCCUCUACCUGGCGGGGAUCGAGGCGUACCUGGCUGUCAUGGUCUUUGCCUUGGUCCUGGGCUGGAUGAACGCCCUUUACUUCACCCGCGGGCUGAAGCUGACGGGGACCUAUAGCAUCAUGAUCCAGAAGAUCCUCUUCAAAGACCUUUUCCGCUUCCUGCUGGUCUACGUGCUCUUCAUGAUUGGCUACGCGUCAGCCCUGGUCUCGCUCCUGAACCCGUGUGCCAACUUGAAGGUGUGCGACAAGGACCAUGCCAACUGCACUGUGCCCACCUACCCCUCAUGCCGCGACAGCGAGACCUUCAGCACCUUCCUCCUGGACCUUUUCAAGCUCACCAUCGGCAUGGGCGACCUGGAGAUGCUGAGCAGCACCAAGUACCCCGUGGUCUUCAUCAUCCUGCUGGUCACGUACAUCAUCCUCACGUUCGUGCUGCUGCUUAACAUGCUCAUCGCCCUCAUGGGGGAGACGGUGGGGCAGGUGUCCAAGGAGAGCAAGCACAUCUGGAAGCUGCAGUGGGCCACCACCAUCCUGGACAUCGAGCGCUCCUUCCCCGUGUUCCUGAGGAAGGCCUUCCGCUCCGGCGAGAUGGUGACCGUGGGCAAGAGCUCGGACGGCACUCCAGACCGCAGGUGGUGCUUCAGGGUGGACGAGGUGAACUGGUCUCACUGGAACCAGAACUUGGGCAUCAUUAACGAGGACCCGGGCAAGAACGAGAGCUACCAUUACUACGGCUUCUCACACACCGUGGGCCGCCUUCGGAGGGAUCGCUGGUCCUCGGUGGUGCCCCGCGUGGUGGAACUGAACAAGAAUUCCAACCCUAACGAGGUGGUGGUGCCUCUGGACAACGUGGGGAACCCCAGCUGCGAUGGCCACCAGCAGAGUUACCCCCGCAAGUGGAGGACUGACGACGCCCCGCUCUAG